UGACUGGGACGGUGCUCCUGUUCUUUCAGAUGAUAUUUGUUGCAGUUCUCGUCGGUUUCGAUCGCGUUUUUUACGAAUUACUGAUGGUUCUGAGACGUUCUUCCCAGGUCCAAUAUAGACAAAAAGGUAUUCAUCAUAUUCAGUUGGACAUUGAGGGAGAAGGAUUUGUGGCCAAAAUUGUUCGUUCCAUAGUGAAUAGCUUUAAAGUGAAACAUAGUCUAGAUAAGAUUACCACAACUAUGGAUUGCCUCCCCUAUCCUCGGGCUGUAAAUUCCCAACGUAUCACCACAAUAUGGAUUAUUUACGGCAUUGUUUGGAUCCUGAUCUGCACUCAAGCUUACGGAUUGAGACUUAGAAGUUACGUCUGCAGCAUUUUUUAUCCAAAGCGACAGAAAAAAAGGAUCAUCUAUGUGUAUAAUGAACAGUUGAAAAAAAGGAAAAACUAUCUUCGUUGGAUGCGACAUAGACUAAGAAAGAUGAUCAGAGACGAAGGAUUUAUGUUGGACAGAAGCGUUACACAGAUCUUAGUUCAAGACUAUCCAAAAACGUUCGGUUGGCUGAAAUAUCUGAAAAUUGGAUUGAUGAGCUGUAUUAUCUGCCAGGAACGGGAGACUCCCCAACAUUACAUCUGUCCCGACCCGUGUGGAUUGUGCUACUGCAACAAUUGCUGGAAAGACUUUGGAGAGCGUUGCUACAGUUGUAAUCCGACUGACGAUUCACUUUCCGAAUUGAGUUCCGAUGAGGCACAAGCAGAUGAUUAAGAAAUAAAAUUUUCCCAAUUUUAUAUACAGUAUUUGUUUUCUUACUAAAAAGCGUAAUUCGGAUAAAGCGAAAAUUGUUCGUCUUUUUCCGAAUAAAGAAUGAUCGAUGCCACUUUCUCUCGCACGAAAAUUUCCCUUCCCGGAAAGUCGACGUCAUUUUGGAAGACGAUCGUUCGUUGACAUCUGUCGGAUCGAAAUCACUUCGUUCUCGUCCGAAUGCGUGAAUCGCACAAACAUUAACGCAUCGUCGCCCGAUUUAAUGGCAGACACAUUAACCAAACACAUUACAAGAAAUUAACCAAAAAUGUUCCGACAUAAAUCUUAUUUCAAAAAUUCGAAAUUACGAUUAUAAUCUUCGUAUUUCGUUUUUCUUCCGUCGGGAUUUGGAAACGGCCAUCCGGCCAAGGGAGGGAUUUUCCCUACCGGAGGGGAAAUUUCCUUGGAGGACCGAAGACGGAGCGCCGUAGAGGCUGCGGCGGGAGAAAGGGGGAGGUGUUUAGUCCCAGGCCCAGGGAUAAUGGAUCUUCUGUGAGAAGCGAGAAAAUCGAAUCCGAGAGGGGAAUUUCCCGGGCCGGGGUCGAGAGUAGGGCGAAUGCCAGACCGAGGCAGAUCCAGAUCGGGCCGCGAGAUGAAGAGCUGCGUUUUGGUCUGCGUCUUCCUGCUUAUUGGCUUGGUCGCCUGUCGCCAGACUGAAGAAGAACACCGGGACAUCAUCUACCGAACCGUCCGAGGCAUCAAAAACUCGCGGAUCAAAGGUA
Molecule: messenger RNA, 1519 nt
Organism: Centruroides sculpturatus (bark scorpion)
Lineage: Eukaryota; Metazoa; Arthropoda; Arachnida; Scorpiones; Buthidae
Product: E3 ubiquitin-protein ligase DCST1-like
Exons: 7
Coding region: 30-761 (243 amino acids)
Biological process (GO): mesoderm morphogenesis
Cellular component (GO): membrane; extracellular region
Molecular function (GO): heparin binding; growth factor activity
Source: RefSeq, a predicted model, not a curated record